AUGUCCGACGUCCUGCUGGCGAAGAAAUGGGAGAAUGAAGAUCCCACAGGAUGGUGGAUGUCAGAGAAGCUGGAUGGCGUGAGGGCAGUUUGGCGGAACGGAGAGUUUGGUUCUCGGGGGGACAACACCUUCGCCUGCCCGGAGUGGUUCAAGAAGAAGAUGCCAAAAGGCUGCGUACUCGAUGGGGAGAUCUGGGGAGGUCGUGGUCAGUUCCAAAAGACAUCGGGUAUUGUUCGGAGUGCUGGGCGCCACAACGAAUGGGAGUUCUUGACAUACAUGGUCUUCGACUGUUUGGAGGAAGGGGGAGCCAGCAUUGAACAUAACCCUUUCGAGGCUCGUAUGGAUGCUGUGCGCCGCAUCUGCGCAUCUUCGACCUUGAAAGAUCCUGCUUUGAAGCCAGUUCCGAUGGAGAAGUGUGCAAACCGAGCACACCUCGACUCAUCUCUGGCAGAGAUCGAGAAGCGUGGUGGAGAAGGUCUCAUGCUACGCAGCCCCGGAUCCAAGUAUGAGCACCGCCGAUCGAAGUCGUUGCUGAAGGUGAAGACCUUCUACGAUGAAGAGUGCAUCGUUGUAGGACAUGCAGGUGGUACGGGCAGGGUGGCGGGGAUGUGCGGCGCUUUACUCUGUGAAACACCUGACAAGCGGCGUUUCAAGGUCGGUUCCGGUCUCAGUGAUGCACAGAGGCGGGACCCUCCGCCAUUGAAUUCUGUCAUCACCUAUCGCUACCAAGAGCUCACGCAAGACAACAUCCCAAGAUUCCCAACGCUAGUGGGCGAGCGGAGCGACAUGACGUGGGCACAGAUAUGUUCUACCUACGUGGCUCCUGGCCCUCGAAAAGCUGGAGCGAUGAAAAGGACACAUACCAUCCUCUUUGAUGCGGUGGAGCCAUUGGCGCAGGAGGCUUCGGGGGCUUCGGGGGCUUCGGGGGCUUCUGGCUCUGCGUCUGGCUCCCGUCCAGCUUUGAAGCGGGGGCUUACGGCAAUGGAUGCGAUGCAGCGGGGAACAGCGGAGGAGGAUUUGGAUGACUUCGGCUUCGACGACAUGCUGCCCCCUGUGCCCCCCGAAAAGAAGGCGCGCCUGACACCAGCAGAAGUCCCUGCGCUGGAAGAGCGACCGGUCUGCCCAUACGGCCGCCGUUGUUAUCGGAAGAACCCUGCCCAUUUCUUAGAGUUUGACCACCCGUGGUUGGAUGUGGAGAACGAAGCUAAGGACAUCGACGCUGUUGCCCUGCCCAGCUUGGCCGGAACGCAGGAAACAGGUCCCGUCCUAUCGAAGGGAGCCGUUCCAGCACCAGAGCCCAAGUCAUCCGUUGACGCGCAACCUGACGCUCUGCACGAGCGCACCUGGACCAAAGACCCGGAUAUGCGGAUGGUGGCAGUCCGGAACCUCUUAUCGAGCAUGCUUGAAGAUGCUGAGAUGCCGGAGGCACGUAAGCACCUGCAGCAGAUGUUAGACUUCGCGGACUCCGUGCCUUCCGUGCCACAGGGAUCGCCGGCAUCCGUGGCACCGGCUGCACCAGCACCGGCAGUGACAGGAAGCGGAGACCGGGAGCGGCCACGGAGUCUCGCCUCCGCACUGCUGUCCACCACCACCUCGGAAGCGCUGUUUGAGGUGCCCCUCCUUGAGGCGCUCGGCAGUGCGAGCCCCGUGCCAGCGCCGGCGGCGCCGGCAGCCGGUUCCGCCAGCUCGGCAGGCGUGUCAGAGCGAAAGGAGGAUCCACAGUCAAAGCUGGCAUCCGAACUGACAACCAUGGGCUUCCCCGAGGAAGGAAUCCGUGAGGACAUCGUGAAAGUCGCCGGCAGAGCAAUGCGGCAGAACUUUGUGCAGCUUGGCCCUCAUGUGCUGCCCCUGCGAGAGCAGGCGAAGGUUUUGUGCAACCAAUUCGUCAUGAGGCUCGUCUCUCAGGCGAAGAAGAGGAGCUGGCCCUUUGCCGACCGGCUUAGUGUUCCGCAAGGCUACACUCCUAACUUCAGCAAAGGCAUCUUGGCUAAUCCACUUGAGGCUGCGAUCGUUCUGGUUUUCGGGCACUGUUUGAUCUGCUGUGGGCGUUGUGUGUUUGCUUUACGUGCUCAUGCCAUUGUUUCUUCAUGCCGUUUUUUGGCUCAAGACUGCGGAAACUGCAACCCAUCCGCAAGAGGAGCGCAUAGGACGCUGUUUUCCGUGGGACUUCUGGCUGCAUCGGGUGCAGGUUCUUCGUGUCAGCCUGUGUUCAGUUGA
Molecule: messenger RNA, 2217 nt
Organism: Symbiodinium necroappetens
Lineage: Eukaryota; Dinophyceae; Suessiales; Symbiodiniaceae
Source: the annotation of a GenBank genome assembly